UACAAGACUGUUCUCCCCUCCGUUACCAGAUGGCCUCUAAAGUUUAUUCGGAGGAGCACAUUAACUAUUUCCGGGGUUUGUCACAUAGCCACUGACAUAUUGCCCCCAGCUUUACGACUACUGUUCAAGCAAGAAUGGGAUAAUCGUUACAAGGCAACGUUUGGAGAAUGGAAAGACACGCCUCAAAAUGGAUUGGACUUUAAAAACGGUGAGUCCCCUGCUAAUCAAAGAAAAAAUGCCCGACUGUUGGCUACGAUGGCUAAUGGAGACAGAGCAGAAUGGGACUGUACCAUGUUAUUUUAUGCCAUCCUGUUCUCUGAUUCUAUUCAUGGACUAAGUCCACUGAUUAGAACCAACGUUGAUGAUCUUAGAAAGUUUCGAAAUGAAGACUUCGCUCAUCACAUGCCAGAGGGUCAGCUCUCAAAUCUAGACUUCAGCAUCACUGUUGCAAAAGUUGAGACAGCAUUUAGAGCCCUUGGCCUGUCUACUGAUGACAUCCAAACUGUAAGUAAGCAGAAAUGUUUUCCAACCCAUGAGUUGCAAAAUGUGAAGACAAGCAAUCAGAAACUUACUCAAGACCUUCAGACGAAAGAUGCGGAACUUCAAGACAAAUCUAUUGAAUUAAAGAAGAAAACAACAGAGCUUUUGCAGAAAGAUGUUGAACUUCAGAAAAAAAAAGACGAGUUACAAGAAAGGCAUACCAAAAUUCAAGAGAAGGAAGCAGAACUUCAAGAGAACAAAGACAGGUUAAAAACUACAGAAGAAAAGCGCAAGGUCUUUGAAGAGCAACUUCAGCGCGAGGUGGAGCCAUUUUGCGUCCUUCCACCCAGACCUUCUCAUGUGAUCGCAAGUCGCGACUCCGACGUUGCUAAAGUGUUACAGAAGCUCACUAACUUAAGGAAGGCUAACGUGAACAGUUUAAGUUUUUGUUAUAUUUCAGGCAAUCCCGGGAGUGGUAAAUCCCAGCUGGCUGGACUGGUUGCUGAGAAUUUCUACAAAGAAGCCCGAAAAGACACGAGUGCUCCUUCAUUUGUUAUGACUUUAAAUGCUGAAAACUUAGAAUCGCUUUUAGAAUCAUACUUUUCCCUGGCAAGAAAAGUAAGCUGUCCCGCGUACACUAUAACUUCCACUGAAAACUCCAAGGAUUUAAAUGCUGAACGGAAAAUAGCCAUUAUCAAAGAUUUAAUUGCGACAAAAAUUCACCUUUACUCAUCUUGGCUCUUGGUGAUUGAUAGUGUCACAAAUCUCGCGAGAAUGGCUCAGUUUCUUCCUGAACGUGGGAAUGAGCAGUGGGGCAAAGGCCAGCUGCUUAUCACAACGCAGGAUUGUUCCUGUAUCCCACCUGAAAGUCCAAUCACAUCUCACCUUUCUAUAAGCAAAGGCAUGAUUUACACUGACGUUGCCAACCUUCUAUUCGAGCUCACUGGAAUCACAGACGAUGGUAUGGGAAAAAAGGUAGCACACGCUUUGGAUUACCAGCCACUUGCACUAGCCAGCGCAGGAGUGUACGUGAGAAAGGUACGAAAUACCAAUCCAGACUUUGGCUGGGAGGAGUACUUACAAAAACUAAAAGAAGGAAAGCGUGAACAUACUCAAAAAGAACUUACCAAAGUAAACAAUAUCUACCCAAACUCUAUGACAGAAGCGACUAAGAUAGCCGUUAAAGCGGAAAUUGAUUCUAAUAAAAUAAUGAAGCAUGCUUUUACCUUUCUUGCUCUUUGUGCACCAGAGCCAGUGAGGCUACACUUCUUGACCACUUACGUUGUAAAUGCUGAUGGAGAGUUGGAUGAAGAGGAAAUAGGCAUUCAGAUCCAAGGUUCCUCCUUGCUGUUAAUCGACAAAGAGGAUGAUGUCAACAUUCGUUUGCAUAACGUAGUACACAAUAUUGUCAAGAGUUUAGUAAAAGAACAAAUGCAAGCUGAUGAACAUGUCCGAGUUGUUUGUGUUGCGGUGGAGUCAUUUAGUAAGUAUAUAAAGGAAGCAACACCAAAGAUCCUGCAAAGUGCAGAUUCUGUGUCUGAAAGUAGAAGUAUUGUUCCACACUUCAAAACUCUAGCUGUCGAAAUUAAAAAUGUUUUCUUUAGUACAGAGAAAUUUAUCAAAACCACUUUUGAAGAUUUAUGUGUAACUGUGCAUGACUUUAUUGUGCUUGGUAAUGUUUGCCAUCGCCAUAGUGAGUACCUAACAGCAAAGGACUACUACCAUGUAGCUUUAAAAUUCAACAAGCACAAAAACAACAAGACAGUUCCUGAUCACUCAGAAGAGGCGGGAAUUAUCCAAAACAUGGGUAACCUACAUCGGAACUUGGGUGAGCAUCAACAGGCCAAGGAGUAUUAUGAACGUGCCUUGUCCAUACAAUUGAAUAAGCUUGGACCCGACCAUGUUGCCGUCGCGAGGACGUACCAUAACAUGGGUACCCUACAUCACUACUUGGAUGAGCAUCAACAGGCCAAGGAGUAUUAUGAACGUGCCUUGUCCAUACAAUUGAAUAAGCUUGGACCCAACCAUGUUCACGUCGCGAGUACGUACCAUAACAUGGGUACCCUACAUUACUACCUGGGUGAGCAUCAACAGGCCAAGGAUUAUUAUGAACGUGCCUUGUCCAUUAAAUUGAAUAAGCUUGGACCCGACCAUGUUGACGUCGCGAGUACGUACCAUGACAUGGGUAACCUACAUCACGACUUGGGUGACCAUCAACAGGCCAAGGAGUUUUAUGAACGUGCCUUGUCCAUACAAUUGAAUAAGCUUGGACCCGACCAUGUUGACGUCGCGAGGACGUACCAUUUAUUAGGUGAUAUGCAGCGUGUUUUGGAUGCCCAGCAG
Molecule: messenger RNA, 2823 nt
Organism: Porites evermanni
Lineage: Eukaryota; Metazoa; Cnidaria; Anthozoa; Scleractinia; Poritidae
Source: the annotation of a GenBank genome assembly